Seriola aureovittata is the source of this 3299-nucleotide messenger RNA. It is a transcript of the gene lpcat1, whose product is annotated as lysophosphatidylcholine acyltransferase 1. Bases 182 to 1696 code for a protein of 504 amino acids. The record is from RefSeq and is a predicted model, not a curated record. The transcript is spliced from 14 exons. Gene Ontology annotation, molecular function: calcium ion binding. Lineage: Eukaryota; Metazoa; Chordata; Actinopteri; Carangiformes; Carangidae.
GCUUGUUGUAAGUGAGCAGUGAGCACUCCUCCCCUCCAGCAUCAGUCUCUCCGCUAGUUAGAGGAAGGUGGAGUGAGUGCCAACGAACACUCUGUCCAACGGCGUAAAACAACUGUCUCAGACAACGUUACGGGACAUUUUGGACACGACCUUUUCUUUCUUUCUUUUCUUUGUGGGUGUCAUGUUGUCAGCAAUGAAGGGGCCAAACAGUCGUCCCUCCAGAAUGGGUCGAAACCCCUUCGUACACAAGCUGAAAUUCACCAUGACCGAGAAGAUAAAGAUAGGACUGAUGUCGGUCACAGUGUUUCCUGUGCGGCUGCUGCUGGUGUCCUUCCUCAUGCUGCUGGCCUGGCCCUUCGCCUUCACAGCCUCCCUGGGACGUUCCGAGUUUGUCAUUGAGCCACAGUCAUGGUGGAGGAGGUUAAUAGACCUGUGUUUACGAGUGAUCAUGCGAGCCAUGUGGUUUUGCGGAGGUUUCCACUGGAUCAAGGUGAAAGGGGAACGGGCGUCACCCUCUGAAGUUCCCAUCCUCACUGUGGCCCCACACUCCUCAUACUUUGAUGCCAUCCCAGUCACCAUGACCAUGUGCUCUAUAGUCACGAAGCUGGAGAGCAGGAGCAUCCCCGUCUGGGGCACUCUGAUCAGCUACAUCCGGCCAGUGUUCGUGUUUCGCUCAGACCAGGACUCCAGAAGGAAAACUGUAGAGGAAAUAAAGCGGAGAGCACAGUCUGGAGGGGAGUGGCCUCAGAUCAUGAUAUUUCCAGAGGGGACGUGCACCAACAGGUCAGGUCUCAUCUUAUUCAAGGCUGGUGCUUUCAUCCCAGGACUCCCAGUACAACCAGUGGUGCUACGCUACCCAAACAAACUGGAUACUGUUACAUGGACAUGGCAAGGUCCUGGAGCGUUCAAGAUCCUAUGGCUCACUCUGUGCCAACCUCAUAAUCCUAUGGAGAUUGAGUAUUUGCCUAUUUAUACUCCAUCAAAUGAGGAGAAGGAAAACCCCGCCCUGUUCGCCAGUAAUGUCAGAAAGCUCAUGGCCAAGGCGUUGGAGCUGCCACUCACAGACCUGUCCUUCGAUGACCGUGAGAUCAGCCUAUCGCAGGGCCCGCUGCGCAUUUAUGACUACAGCGGCCUGCUGGAGUUUAACCAGCUGGUGUGCCGCUUAGGGCUGAGAGCAGGAACCAGAGACAUGGUGAUCGAGGAGCAGGCCAAGAGAGCCAGGAAGCUGCAGGGAGACAGACUGGCUUUAGAGGACUUUGCCCAGUUCCUCAACCUGCCAGUUACCGACACACUCACACAAGUCCUUAGCCUCUUUGACCAGCGUGGAGAUGGACAGAUAGACGUCAGACAUUUUGUCAUUGCCCUGUCUACUGUUCAUCGACCAUCAAAGUCAAUGGAGACCCUCAGACUGGCCUUCAAGAUGUAUGAGAGCGAGGAGAACGGGGACGUCCUAGAGGAGGACCUCGCCACCAUCCUGGAAAUAAUGCUGGGAGUGAAAGAGGUGGAGCUUUCAUGUCUGUUUUUAGCGCUUGACCAGCCUGACAAAGAGAAGAUCACAUACGAUGAACUUCGUCACUUUAUAGACAAACAUCCGUACUUUGUCCAGGACUGCCUUGACUUUAAAGACCAUCCACGCAAAUUAUGCAUCGGCCGACCUAAGAGCUGCAACGGCCAGAGCCACGACAAAGAUGACUGAAUGACGGACUCGAGAUCACACCAUCUCUAUUACCCUUCUUUAACUGAUGUAACAACAUCUGCGGAUGCUGCAGCUUGCCCACCACCUCUGUGCCUUCAUGUGCAGGUAGGGGAAGAAUAGAAGGAGAAUAAAACAGUGUAGCACAGAUGAUGGAAUCAGAAUCUCUACUCCAUCACUUAUUUCAUUUCUCUUCUUAACUUUUUUUUCUUUUUAGUCUCCAUUAUCAUAUAAAGAAUUUCUUUAUGUUCUGUGAAUAUAUUAUUUAUUUUAAAUGUAUUUUCUUACGUAUGAAGUACAGAUAUUUAAUUACAUUAGGUGAUAAAAGGAGGGGUACUUUUAGCCCUGUUGUUGACUUUGUAUUGAUGGUUAGCACUGUUGUUCUCAGGCAAAUGGACACUAUGACAAGGCGUUUAUUGCCCUUUUCUGCUGCUCCUCAUAACAUGAAUACACAGGAACAUGGAAGCUUAAUUUCAUGUAAAAAGGAUCAGGACAUGCAGAACAUAAUGCUGCCAUUCAGUGAUGAGGCUGGGGGGUAAUUAAAUACUGAAGGCAAAAUUGGCUCCUGAAUCUAGAGAAAUGAUUCCUUACUUUUAGCAGCUGUCUCACUGCCGAAGAAAUACAACCUCAAGAAAACCUUGAGAAAGAAUAAGUUUUGACAAGGACGAUUGAUGAGGAUCAUGGCCUCUAUUUAUCAAGCGUCUCAGAAUCCCUCCCAGGAAGUUAACCUAGAAGUAAAACCACUCCGAUGUCACAACAGGAGCUGAGAGUUAUUUAUGAAGCUUUCCAUGCUGACUUUCAACAGGGAGCGGACAUACAAAGAGAGUGUGACAUGUUUGAUUAACCACAUUCUCAGCUGCAGGUUUUAGACGGCAAUUUUUUUCUGUAUAUGGACAAAUAAUAUAGAUGACUAAGCUAUGUAUUUUCUAUAUGCAAAAGUGUGAUGUCAAAUUAAAUGAAUAGGUUUAAAUCUCAUAAUAAGUAAUCUAUUUACAUUAGGUUGUUUCAAGUAUUGUUUGUGACAGACGUUAUUCAUGACUGUUACAUAGCUGCAUUUUCCCUGAUGCAGCGAGGAUUUCGGAAAAAUAUCGGUCAGGUCGCCAUCAAAUGGUUAGCACUCUUCAGGAGCUCUCCUGAAUAUUACCUGGGAUAGGAGUCAUUUCCAAAGUUUAUGAAAUGUCUUGAUAGUAGGACCUAAUCAUGCAUCACAACUUUUGCCCAUUUAUUUAUUUCCUGACUUGAAGGGUUUGAUAAAUACAGGCCCAGGACUGACGCUUCAGUCGCUUGCUUCUAAAGUGACUGCAUGUUUGAUUGGUGGUUUUUAUCCAGCUGCAUUUUUUACUGGUAGUUUAAGAAAGAAUGUAAUAGUGUUCUUUGAGCAUUUCUCAGUUUUUAAAAUCUUAAACAAGAAGACAGCACACAUCUUCACUCUAAACCUCUGUGCAUUUCUCUGCUGGUUGAAAUAUUGAUCUUUUAUGGUUUAUGCUGGACUGACACAUUUUAUACCUUAUGACUGCAAUGUUCCUGUAAUGUUUAUUCUAAGACUCUUAAAUGCAGAAAAAAAGCUCUCUGCUUUUAUUUUACAAAUAAAGUGCUUUCAGUUUUG